This is a messenger RNA of Postia placenta MAD-698-R-SB12, 1251 nucleotides long. RefSeq lists its product as hypothetical. The coding region runs from base 86 to 1189 and encodes 367 amino acids. Lineage: Eukaryota; Fungi; Basidiomycota; Agaricomycetes; Polyporales; Adustoporiaceae. The transcript is spliced from 6 exons. The record is from RefSeq and is a predicted model, not a curated record.
CUCUCUGUAGCACUAGAACCAGCUCCCACAAAAUAGUCUGCACUGCCAACUAAUCCCUGCCCAUCUGACAAACCACUCGAUAGACAUGGAGAAUCUACUACGCUGGGGUAUUGAGCAUUCUACUCGCGACGAGAAUGGCCAGCCUGUGACUCCUCAACCUCGCCAGGAUCUGGACCCAGGAGUAAUCGAUGCAAUCCUGGGGAAGCCGGAUUCCGUUCUCAUGCAAGAAGCUUUGGCGGCGGCAGUCGACGAGCGCAAGGAUGAGGACGAGCGAAUACAAUCCCUGGACAACUUCGAAAUGCUUAUUGAACAAAUUGACAACGCUAACAACAUCGAGAAGAUGAAGAUGUGGGAGACAUUGCACGGGCUGCUCACCUCGCCCUCGUCGACGGAUUCCAUAAAGAUGCAGACAUUAUGGAUCGCUGGCACUGCAGUGCAAAAUAACCCUUCGGCACAAGCAUCCUAUCUUGCACUAUCGCCGAUGCCAGCGCUGCUCUCCUUCCUCGGUCCUUCGAUAAAGUCAGGAAAACUGCGUUCAAAGGCGAUAUAUGCGCUAUCAGGCCUUCUGAAACACAACGCCCCUGCAGUAAAACAGUUUGAAGAGGCGGGCGGUUGGAAGAUCUUGAAGGCAGCACUUGAAGAUCCUGAUAUUACUGUUCGCCGGAAGACCGCAUUCCUCCUGAACUCACUGAUCGUUCCAGCACAACCUGUCCCUCAGGCGAGGCCCACUCCACCCCCUUCUCUUUCAGCCUCCACGGGGCCAUCCAGCACCAGCACUAGCGUCACACUUCACCCGUCUGCACAGACCUCCGCACCAAGCGAGCCCGUACACCCGAACUCGCAUGCCGCGAUGCUGGCAAACCCAUCGUCCUUCUCUACCUCGCCUGCCACACUCAAAGCACUCGAAGAGCAUGGCUUGCUCCAGGCCCUAGUGUCCGCGGUAACUUCUCCUACUCCACACGGCGUGGACGGAGAACACGAGGGGGACGCGGACUUUGACGAGAAAGUGAUGAGGUCAUUGCACACGUACACUACGACCUGCGACGGCAAGUUCUCCGACGACCAAAAACGCGCGCUGCACGCGUACAUCGAGGGCGAGAUCGCGAAGGCAGACACCGAGCAAGAGGCGGCGGAGCGAUGGGGCCUGACGACAGACGAGCUGCGAUCAAUGAGGAGGGCUGUCGAGUAGUUGUGCUGCAUCUAAGUAUCGUAUUGUCUUGGCAUAAUCGUAGCUGACCACGGGCACAACAC